Molecule: messenger RNA, 1843 nt
Organism: Cinara cedri
Lineage: Eukaryota; Metazoa; Arthropoda; Insecta; Hemiptera; Aphididae
Source: the annotation of a GenBank genome assembly
AUGAAUAGAGAAAUUUUGGGAGAACACAAUGGCAUUAUAAAUUUUACUGUUGGACAAAGAAAAGGUCUUGGUAUUGCCCAUGGUGAACCUCUUUAUGUAGUAAAAAUCAAUGCAAAAGAUAAUGAAGUAGUGGUUGGUCCCAUAAAUAUGUUAAUGCAAAAAAAAAUAUUUAUAAAAGAGCUAAAUUGGCUGGAACAACCACAAGAAGGCCAAGAAGUAACUGUAAAACUAAGAUCAUCACAUACAGGAAGUCUAGCAACUAUAUAUUCCACUGAGGAAAAAAAUAAAGCCUGUGUUAUUUUAAGUAAUGACUAUUUUGGAAUUAGUCCAGGCCAAGCUUGUGUAGCAUAUAAAGGUGAGCAGGUCAUUGGCGGUGGAUGGAUAUUAGAUAAUUAAUAGACCCAUUGCAAACCCCAUUAGCAUAAUUGCCAUCAGCUUCGAAAGAGGUCUAAUCGUUUCCACCUUGAUUCUAGAAGAUAAUAUCAAUACAACUUAAAGUAGAAAAUUUGACUUUUUAAUAAAAAUAUUAUAUAUUUAACUAUAUAUAUUAAUUUAGAAAGAAAUUAUGCUUGCUAUAGAUAACUGUGAAAAAACUGAUUUACAUUUUGCUGCUGAAGAGGCUCGGAUAGAGGAUGUGGAGUAUUUAGUAAAAAAUGGUGCAGAUCUUCAUGCUAAAGAUGAAAAUGGAAGAACUCCUUUACAUUAUGCUGUUAAAGAGAGUCAUACAGAAAUAAUACUAUUUUUAAUAGAAAAAGGUGUAGAUGUUCAUGCUAAAGAUAAAAAUGGAUACACUCCUUUACAUUGGGCUGCUAGAAAGGGUUAUGCAGAGGUAGUAGAGACUCUAAUAGCAAAAGGGGCAAAUGUUAAUGCUGCAGAUAACAAUGGAGAAACUGCUUUAUAUUUGGCUACUGAAGGUGGUUUUAUAAAUAUAGCAAAGAUUUUAAUAGAAAAAGGUGCAAAUGUUAAUACUGCAAAUCACAAAGGAGAAACUGUUUUAUGUGUGGCUGCUGAAUGUGGUUUUGUAAAAAUAGUAAAGGCUCUGUUAAAAAAAGAAGAUAUAAAUGUUAAUGUUCAAGAUGAAAAUGGAAGAACUGCUCUAUAUUGGGCUGCUGUAUAUGGUCGUGGAGAGGUAGUAAAUCGCCUAUUAAAUACCGAAGGUAUAGAGGUUAAUACUGCAGAUAACAAUGGAGAAACUGCUUUAUAUUGGGCUGCUGCAGGCGGUCAUCUAAAGAUAGUAAAGGCUCUGUUAAAAAAAGAAGGUAUAAAUGUUAAUGCUGCAGGUGGUAAUAGAGAAACAGCUCUACAUAGGGCUGCUGCAGGCGGUCAUCUAGAGAUAGUAAAGGCUCUAUUAGCAGCAGGUGCAGAUAUUAAUUUGGUAAAUGAGAAUGGAAUGAAUCCUUUAUCCAAGGCUAUUGCACAUAAAAAAACAGAUGUGUAUGAACACAUGAUCGAACACAUAACAGAACUGAAAAAUUCUGGCUUACAAUUAAGUUCAUAUAAUCUAGGAUUUGUAGAAAAGAUGGCAUUCUUACAUAAUCAUAAACCAUUAAUUGAUGUUUUAUCACAAUAUUAUGGGAGUGAUUUUCAAACAAUGACACUUGAGGAAAUAGAGAAUUUCUUUAAGAAAGACACAAACGAUAUUGUACUAAAAAUUGGAAGAGAGGAAAAGUACCCGAUUGAUUUGGUAGAUUUUGGAGAUGUAAAUGAAAGGCAUGAGCCUAAACUAAAACUGCAUGCAUUAGGAAAGAUCAUAAAUCAGAUAUUAAAACCUAAUUCUCAAGUAGAUACAGUAGGAGAAGGCAUAAUUCAGAUACGGGUAGGGGAAAGAGUAGCCAACUUUUAG